AUGUGUCUCUCGAAGCAGAGGGCAAUAUCUUUCUGGACCUCGGUCAUUGAUGAGUACUUUCCGCACCAACAGCCAGAGAUGAUGCCCCCCAAGCAAAUCAUUGGGCCUUCGCUUUCGAUGCCGGAGUCGGAAAAGUCAAUCAAUUUUGAGAUGGCCGAAGCAAUCCAAAAUCAUGUUGUGACAGCCAAUGCCUGCGUGAACAAUGCCUUUGCUGUGGGAGUAUGCAAGACCAUCGGCUGCUUUCUUGGCCCACUGAAGCUUGCAGGUCGAAAGGAAGGAAGAUCAGCUGUCACUUUGAAGGAUGCACCGUAA
This is a messenger RNA of Penicillium argentinense, 312 nucleotides long. RefSeq lists its product as uncharacterized. Bases 1 to 312 code for a protein of 103 amino acids. The record is from RefSeq and is a predicted model, not a curated record. The transcript is spliced from 2 exons. NCBI's taxonomy places the organism in Eukaryota, Fungi, Ascomycota, Eurotiomycetes, Eurotiales, Aspergillaceae.